AUGAACAUCGGUAACCUGCCUGGCUACUACUGGGACGUCGAGAAGAAGAAAUACUUCAAAAUUCUUGCAAAUCAUGUUGUGCCCAGCGACACCAAAUACUCGAAGACCAAUGUUAAGAACGAAGCUAGAGCUACUAAGAAGCGCAAGCUCGUCGAGCGUAAGGAGCACGCCAAGCUCAAGCAGACUGUACGUCGGCCGGUGUAUCGAAACUCUCUGUUGAACGCAGCUGGUUUAGAUCGCGAGAGCGGGUGUCAUUCUACUCAAGACAGCCUGUACUCAUACAGAGAUGCCGCUUUCGUGGAUCAUCUGACCGCAACAACUGAAGACUGGCCAUGCACUGUCCUUCACUACUGCCCCGAGGCUCGUGGAGGAGGCGUUGUAGCACUUAGUGACAUGGGCCGCAGCACCAUAUUUCGCACCAAAGCUCGAAAGAGGGGCGUGUCCGGCUCUUCGAAAUCGAUUGCUGCUUUUCAUUCCACCCUGACGUCUCUCGAUGUGCUCUCGAACGGCGCUAUUGUUGGAAUCGCGCAAGAGCGGAGAUGCGGCUCGAACGUAUAUAUCGGUCCCUCUUGGGAGCUCGAGGCACGUAUAGGCUCUAACGGCAUGUAUAUGAACAUCGGACCGAAUGGUGUCAUGGAUUUCUCUAUCUGGUCGGCAGCCAUGAACCGGGCGGAGGAUCGUAUCGCUAUCAGCAGCAGCGGGAACACGUACUGCCUUGAUCUCUACAAUGAUGCACAAGCGGUAGCCUAUGCAUCUGUACCGCACGAGGGGGAAAGUCGAGACGUGGCGUGGCUAGACCACAAUGUCAUCGCAUAUGGCGAUCGCGAACUCAAGCUGUGGGAUACAAGAUCGUUCGGCUCGGCUACCCGCUUCUCAAGACGCUCAUCAUCUCCGAUUACCGGUAUCUUCUCGCCGAACCAGGAAGGACUUCAGCUACUCGUUUCGGACAACCGACAAAUUGAGCUUCGCGAUACGAGGAUGACUACCAAAGGGGCGGUACUGGCAUGGCCGCAUGCACAUCAAGGUCCGAAGUUACAGGCUGCCGUGCAAGAAGGACUGCAAUGUAUCGCGGCUGUGGACAUCUCCGACAAAGUACAGGUGUAUAGCCUGAGGAGCGGCAGAAGCCUUGGUGCUCUCAAGCCGGCGAAAAUCGCAAACUCCACCGGUGGCCUACAUACUAGUCUAAAGUGGCAUGAUGUUGACAGAGACAUCUUCUUGCAGGCCUGUCGAGGACAGAGCGUUGUGACUUGGCGUUGGAAAGAUCAAGAGUGA
Messenger RNA from Recurvomyces mirabilis, 1272 nucleotides. RefSeq lists its product as uncharacterized. The coding region runs from base 1 to 1272 and encodes 423 amino acids. NCBI's taxonomy places the organism in Eukaryota, Fungi, Ascomycota, Dothideomycetes, Mycosphaerellales, Teratosphaeriaceae. Gene Ontology annotation, molecular function: protein binding. The transcript has a single exon. Gene Ontology annotation, cellular component: Cul4-RING E3 ubiquitin ligase complex. The record is from RefSeq and is a predicted model, not a curated record.